UCUAAAAGUAAUAACAAAUUCUCAAAAUUAUGCGAUUGAAUCAGUUCGUUGAUAUAUAUUAUUUAAUUCAUUAUUUAGUUAACAAUGAUUCAAACUACUUUUAGAAUAUUAUCUAUAUAGUUUACAAGUAUAUGUGAAAGAUAAUGUAUAAUAUUUUAAAUAGUUGGAGACUGAUAUUACCAUAUUAUGAAAAGACGAAAAUUUUUGAAUAUAAAAAUAAUACUUCAUAAAAUAAGUACCUUCAAAUGCAUUAAAAAUUCUUCUAUUACUUACAUUCGAAUUUAUCGCUUUUAUGAUUUAGGAAGACGAGUAAACGCAAUCUGAGCGAACCUAAGCGAACAGAGAAUCAUUAAUUCGUAUUACUAAUGCUACAACGAGCUGUAACAUAUCGAUGCUAUGACAGCGUGAAAAUUAAUCUUGACGGAUGAUAACAAUGUUUAAAAGUUUAGUUAAUGUCAUUCAUCUGACGUAUGCAUCUAAGUAUCCAACUAAGUGAAAUGUUCAGUGAUUAUUCUAUUGCUACGAAUGAUAGAAUAUUAUAAAAAUAUAUCUAGAGAGUUUUAAAAUACAAAAACGCAAGACCUGUCAUCAAAACUGCUGUGUAAAUUUUAAUGCGAUUUAGAACACAACAAUAAAUACUGUCAUGAAUAUAAUGGAUAUGAAAGAUAAUCCUGAAAAUGAUAAUUUUGGAUCUUAUCAUGCUUUGUUGAUCGCAUUCAAAACGAUGAAAGAACGUUGUCAACAAUUACAAACUAGAUUAGCUGCUGUAGAAGAAGAAAAUUUAUGCUUAAGGCUGGAAUGUGGAAACGAUAGAUCUACUGCAAUUGUAAAAGUCAAUAGUAAUGACAAAGCUGUGAUUCAAACUUUACAAGAAAAAGUAGAGAAUCUUAAAAAACAAAAAUCACAAUUAACUCAUCAUGUCUUUAUGGUUGCUGCAGAAAAUCGUCAUUUAUGGAACAGACUAAUUAGAUUAUCAAAAGCUAAUAAGUCUUUAGAAAUGCAUUUCACAAAAAUUUCUGAUGCAUUAAAACAGCAUCCUUCUACUCAACCAUUCGAUAUAAUGUCACAUAGUUUUUAUAAUAUUCCAUCUCCUAUUAAACAAGAAACAAAUAAGUGUAUAUUGGGUAUAGAUAAUGGUGACAAGGAACAAAGUUUGGAAGAAAUAUCACUUAAACUAAUCAACAGUAUUAUGUUGGAAAAAUCAGACCUUGAACAGCAGUAUGCAGAGAUGGUAGAAUUACAAAACAAUGCUGAUUUAAAUUUACAAAAUAUUGGUUUCACUUACCCAGAAGAUUCUGAUACCGACUCAUUAGAACAAUUAAAGCAACAUGAUGUAAGAUUAUCACAAACGAAGGAUGCCUUAUUAGCACAACAAAACAGAUUGAAAAGAGCUAUACAGAAUAUGAAAAAAAUUAAAAGAGGAGGAAUGUGUAAUGGUUGCCGUAAAAAUGCGAAUAAAAAAGUUGUGCAUAUAGGAAUACAAUUUAAUUCAGGUGACAUUUUUCAAGAACAUGGUUCAACACAAACAAGUUUACCACCUAUAAGUUUAUCUUUAGAAAAAUGUACUGCUGAAAAUUCAGAUACUAAUGAUAAAAUUUGUCCAUUAUGUGGAUCUUUCUAUGGAAAGUCUAUUCCAUUUGCAGAAUUUCAUGAACAUGUUUUAAGUCAUUUUACAAAAGACACAUCUGUAGAUGGAUUUGAACUUAUACAUUAAUCCUAUGUACAGAAAAGUGAUGAAAAGUAAUUCUAUAAAAUUUGUUGUCAAUUUAUUAAUGCAGUCUAAGUUACUGUUGAUAAGUACAAGAUAGUAAGAUAUGUAAAUAAUUGAUAACUUUCAAAGAUCUAUUUGCCUUAUUUAUAACAUUGUUCUCAAUCAGUGAAUUCUAUAAAAUGUUAAUAUAUUAUUGCAUCAAUUAUACAGAAUGGAUAGCCAACAAAUAUUUUACUAUAGAUUAUAUAUUUGUAUCUUGCAUAAUGCUGAAUAUAGAAAUUAUUUACAAAUAUA
Vespula vulgaris is the source of this 2005-nucleotide messenger RNA. RefSeq names its product protein spindle-F (gene spn-F). NCBI's taxonomy places the organism in Eukaryota, Metazoa, Arthropoda, Insecta, Hymenoptera, Vespidae. Bases 644 to 1714 code for a protein of 356 amino acids. The record is from RefSeq and is a predicted model, not a curated record. The transcript is spliced from 7 exons.